Molecule: messenger RNA, 2886 nt
Organism: Bipolaris oryzae ATCC 44560
Lineage: Eukaryota; Fungi; Ascomycota; Dothideomycetes; Pleosporales; Pleosporaceae
Exons: 7
Coding region: 1-2886 (961 amino acids)
Biological process (GO): phosphorelay signal transduction system; phosphorylation
Molecular function (GO): phosphorelay sensor kinase activity
Source: RefSeq, a predicted model, not a curated record
AUGGAGAACCUUGACAAGCUAUCUGCCACAGGCCUGCCCGUCUUCGACCUGAACGAGGAGAACCUGUCCCGCAAAGACUGGUCCAAAUCCUCAAUUGGCCCGCGCGAGUCGUGGCCAACUUCGCUCAAAUGCCUCGUCAACACAUGCGUGCUGCCCAUGCCCCACUGCUCGGCCGUUUUCUGGGGUAAAGACUUGACAGUUAUACACAAUCUCGCUUGGGAAACCGCGCGGGGUGGCCUCGAUGGCCAGGCAUCCAAUGCGCACGACAGCUACGAACAUGAGGCGUUGGCGACGCUGAAAACAGUGCUCAGAGGGCGGACGGUCAAGGUAGCCGCCAGGUAUUUUCUGGCCUCUCUAGCAGAAGACCGAGAGCAGCACCUCGUCCUCAGCACUAUACUUGACGAAGAUGGAACUCGUCAAGGUGUCCUGGCUCAACUGCUCGACAGCCAAAGAACCGACCGCUACAUGCCUAUUGAAGGUUUGGACGAGCUUGCGCGGCAAAAUCAAGGGCAUCAGCUAAAGAAGGCCAAGUCGCAGCAGGAAGGCAAGGGCCCCGAAAAGAAGCACCAUGACUCGAAGCAGGCCGACUCAAUGCAGACAAAUAUGUUCCAGCGAUUUGCUGAACUAUUGCCCAACGGCCUGGCAAUUCUCGACAAGGAUGCUGAGGCCGUGUUCGUCAACGACGGCUUCUUCAGGCUCACCACCAACAAGGGAAGUAACGAAUUCCGUUCUUGGCCAGAUAGCAUACAUCCGGACGACUAUGAGGACGUCAUGACAGCCUAUCGCAAUGCAUUUGAGAGCCGCACAGAGUUGCAGAUAGAGUUUAGGUGUGACGUUGCCGAGCCCGUCCACGCGGAGGGUGAGCAAUGGAGAAUGUUUUUGCUGAAGCCCUUGAGCGAUGAGUCUGAUGCUGGUUACAUCAGCGCCAUCAUCGACAUUACCGAUAUCAAACAGGCCCAGCUAACCCAAGAGAAAGCUGCCAACGAGGCAAGGGAGCGUAAGGAACAGCAAGAAAGGUUCAUAGACAUGGUUUCGCACGAGAUCCGUAAUCCACUCUCUGCCGUCCUCCAUCUCGCUGAAGAGGUCAAGGAGGUGACGAAGGAGAUUGGCGCUGGCCGCGAUGAAAUCCGCGAUCAAAUAGCCGAUAUUUUAGAUGCUGCUGACACUAUCCUACUAUGCGUCUCACACCAAAACACACUAGUAGAUGAUAUCUUGUCAUUCUCCAAGUUAGAUUCUAUGAUGCUAUCUUUGGUUCCUCGCGAAACAAAGCCCAAGUGGGAAUUCUCUCAAGCGCUCCGCGUUUUCCAUUCCGAGUUCAAAGCCAAGAAUAUCGAUUUCCAUUACGCCAUGGACGUUUCGUUUGAGGAGCAGCAAGUCGACACUGUUGUCGCUGAUCUCAACCGCAUGAAGCAAGUUCUGGUAAAUCUGAUCACUAAUGCUAUAAAGUUCACCUCGAGGAAGAAGGGUAAAAGAAAUAUAACUGUGUCCAUGGGCGCAUCGGUAACACGACCCACGUCAUAUCCUCCCAACGUCGUUUACUUUAGCGAGCAGAAAGAAGCAUUCCAUCUGGACUCGACCAUGACAUCAGAAUGGGGCUCUGGAGAUGCCAUGUACUUAAUGGUUGCCGUCAAGGAUACUGGCAUAGGCAUUAGCAGAGAAGGCCAAGCCAAGUUGUUCGAGCGCUUCAGGCAAGCAACACCUAAAACGCAAGAAAACUACGGAGGCUCUGGUCUUGGAUUGUUCAUAUCGCGCAAGUGCGUGAGCUCAAAAGAAGGAGAAGGGUCGACAUUUGGAUUCUUCUUCAAAGUGCGUCGUUCAGUCGGGGGAAGUGAUCUGGGACGACCGCCUAUCCAAUCCCGAAGCAACUCAGAAAAAUCCGAGAGCGCUGGCUUGAAGCCAACUCGUCCCAGCUAUAGCCGAAGUAACUCGACUCUCCAGCGUAUCAACGAGCAAAAGAAUGAGCGUCCAGAUGCGAAAACAUUGUCUAGCCAUUCCGGAGUAGACGCAGAGGAGAUGAACCCCUCGCUCAAAGAUCCGCCUGUGGAAGAGAGAUCAGAGGCCCAUCCGGAAUCGAGCGCAGAUCGGCGUUACGAAGAAACUGCAUCGGCUGUCAAGGACAUCUCGACAGAAAAGCCACACAUUGAAAGGGCACUGCCAGAUCUCCGCAGAGGAGAGACAUCUAGACAAGAAGAGGGCGCCCACGAGAUAUCGCGGUCACAGAGCGAUCCACGCACUGAGGAAAACCAUACUCUCCUUCUUGUUGAGGACAACUUGAUCAACCAGAAAGUCCUUCGUCGUCAACUCCAGUCCCGGGGCUUCCAAGUCUUCACCGCAAACAACGGUCAAGAAGCCAUUGAUGCCGUUGCCGAGCGUGGACAUCAGGCACAGAAUGGUCCAGAUGACAGAAACUACUUUGAUGUUAUUCUUAUGGAUCAGGAAAUGCCCAUCAAAGAUGGCAACGCCGCAACCCAGGAAAUCAGGCAGCUGCAAGAGGAAGGCAAGGCGGGAUACAGUCAUAUCUUAGGCGUGUCGGCGAACGUGAGAGAAGCACAAACACAGAGCAUGCGCGACGCUGGUAUGGAUGACGUGAUCUCAAAGCCAUUCAAGGUGGACGAUUUGGUGCGCAAGGUGCGAUCACUUGUACUUGACGGCGGGGGCAGUGCAAAGCAUGACAACAGACCAAAUGGCCAGUCAAGUCCACCCGAAAGCGGUAAAGAAAAGGGAGAUGAUGAAGUAAAAAACAUUGUCAAACCCCCAGACGCAGAGAGGCAAAAUCAAGAUACAGAUGUCGAAAGCGAGCGUGAGACGACAAACCGGGGUGGCUCGCGGACUCGAUCACGAGCCGAUGUUAAGAAGGGAGGAAAAACAGACGAUCAGAAGUCUUGA